AUGGCAAUCCAAGCCCUUCUUUGCGACAAUCAUGAUUCUGAUGAGUCCACCGAAGCCAUUCAAAAGGUUCUUGCUGCGAUUAGUGAAAAACAACGAAGCUUGAAUAAUCAAUUGCGAACCAAGAUUUCUAGAUUGGUCUUGGCAAUCUUGAGAGUCCGACCAUUCCAACAGCGAAUGGAAAAGAUUUUUGAAUACAAGUAUGAGAACCCGAACAACACAAUGGAUGAUAUGGAGGCCCAGCCAUUGGACGACAAGAAAUCAUCGGGCACGAGUAGGAGCGAAGAAAACGAGGAAGAAGAUCCAAAUGGAGCUGAAGAGGCUGCUGUCGAAAUAAGCAAAUCGAUAAUCGGGACAAUAUUUGGGUUUUGA
Messenger RNA from Cylindrotheca closterium, 369 nucleotides. The record is from the annotation of a GenBank genome assembly. NCBI's taxonomy places the organism in Eukaryota, Bacillariophyta, Bacillariophyceae, Bacillariales, Bacillariaceae.